GACAAGCUCGGCGUCGGCCGGUUUGAUGUUCGAAUUGUGGCCGUGUCACCUCGGGGUCUGACGGGUAUAACUUUGGGGGGGCCGAGCAGACAUGAGGCUGGGUCACGUUGCUCGGCUGUUGGACGGAGAACAACCAUCAGAGAAGUUGGCUUUUCUGAUGGAUAUCUUGGCAGGUUUUUGAGGGUAACAGGUGUCUUACAAAGGAUUGUAGGCUGCUCGAGAAAUUCGAUCUCACAGGAAUUUGCCCUGCCCAGGGGGACCCCGCAAAUUGAGGUGACCUUCGAGGUGGAUGCCAACAGCAUCCUCAACGUCACAGCCGAAGACAAAGCCUCCAGCAAGUCGGAGAAAAUCACCAUCACCAACGAUAAGGGCCACCUGAGCCAAGAAGAAAUUGACCACAUGGUCCGUGAGGCUGAGGAAUUUGCCGAGGAGGACAAAAAUGUGAAGGAGAGAAUCGACGCUCGCAACAGCCUUGAGACGCAAAUUGGAGCCAGACAAGAAGUACAAGGUCGAGGCCGCACUAAGGGGGCGCUCGAGUGGCUGGACGACUACCAAAAUGCCGAGAAGGAGGAUUGCGUGGAGAAGCUCAAGGAGGUCGAGGCCGUGUGCAAUCCCAUCAUAACCGCUGUUUAUCAAAGGACUGGUGGUGCGCUAGCUGGAGACACGACAACAGAUGAUGGAGAUGAUGGCCAUGAUGAGCUGUAG
Striga asiatica is the source of this 705-nucleotide messenger RNA. The record is from the annotation of a GenBank genome assembly. Lineage: Eukaryota; Viridiplantae; Streptophyta; Magnoliopsida; Lamiales; Orobanchaceae.